AUGGAGGCCAUUAAAGGCUUGGCGCGCCGCACAACCCAGAGCAUCAGGGAAAAGGUUAAAAACAGGGAGGCGACAGGCCACGAUGAGUUGUUGGAAGUGACGAGCAAAAAGGUGCUUCAGUACCAGAAGUCCGGCGAGGUCAUUUGCAGCAAACUAAUACGUGCCGCGGGUCUCAUUGAAGAGCUAGGCCGACUCCUGAAGGAUGUCGGGGAGGAAUACCAAAGCAUAUCGGAUUUGCCGCAGGAGUCGAGCCAACUUGCGACAGAUGUCUUGGAUAUGGGCACAAAACUUGUUGCCACGGCACAGGAGCAUCAAAAAGGUUUGAAGGAGGAGGGUUUUGAUGUGUUGAAUGCCUUCAUAAAGAACACCAGUAAGUUGAGGGAUGCGGAGGAGGCCCGUCGCAAGAACCGGCUAGAGUACGACUUUUUUCGCCAAAAGGUACUUGACCUGCGUUCUUGUCCGCCCAAAGACACAUCACGCAUUCCACGAAACGAGCAAAAGAUGGAAAACUGGCGUGUGGAGUUUUGGCGAGCCACUGAGAACCACAAGGCAGUCUGCUCACAGCUUUAUGUUGAGGGCCAACGCGCCAUUGACCUUAGCGUGCUGACUCUUACGAAGGUCCUUGGGAGUUUCAUGAACAUUGCUGGGGAUGGCUUUAAGCAACAGUUCGUCAAUGCGCGGCUGCCGGUGUAUCCGACCGCACCUAUUUUACCUCCAGCGCCACUUCCGCCAAAUCCGAUGCCUGCUUUUCAGCCGCUCUAUAAUGCAGGGGGCCACACCACUGUUACCUACGGACAACUGCAACAGCAGCUACCCUGGCCACAGGAUCUGCCACCGCAGUCACAAGAACGCCAGGGGUGGCAGGAAGGCUACCCAUCCGGCUGGUCACAACAGUGGCAACAACAGCAACAAGAACAACAACAACAACAGCCAUCUUCGGUUGAAUCUCACAUUUCGCAGCAUCAGCAUUCAUGGGGGCAAUUACCGCCUCAACUGCAGCCAGUGUUUGAAAAAUGGCAGACGCCAGAACAACAACAACAACAACAACAACAACAAGGCCGGAAUUUAUCACAGCAGAACACAUCAUCUGUUGUCGGUCUGCAUGCAUCUUCAAACAACUAUCGGUCUUCGGAUUUUGCCUACACGAAGCCAUCUGAAGGUAACGGGAACGGUAUUCAUCUGCUGAAUUCGCCUCAAACCUCAGCGUCAUCAUUGGCUGAAGGCAAAUAG
This is a messenger RNA of Trypanosoma cruzi, 1230 nucleotides long. RefSeq lists its product as uncharacterized. Bases 1 to 1230 code for a protein of 409 amino acids. The transcript has a single exon. Lineage: Eukaryota; Euglenozoa; Kinetoplastea; Trypanosomatida; Trypanosomatidae. The record is from RefSeq and is a predicted model, not a curated record.